Messenger RNA from Aethina tumida (small hive beetle), 813 nucleotides. Its product is annotated as E3 ubiquitin-protein ligase SIAH1A-like. The transcript has a single exon. Gene Ontology annotation, cellular component: cytoplasm. Bases 1 to 813 code for a protein of 270 amino acids. The record is from RefSeq and is a predicted model, not a curated record. Gene Ontology annotation, molecular function: zinc ion binding; ubiquitin conjugating enzyme binding; ubiquitin protein ligase activity. NCBI's taxonomy places the organism in Eukaryota, Metazoa, Arthropoda, Insecta, Coleoptera, Nitidulidae. Gene Ontology annotation, biological process: proteasome-mediated ubiquitin-dependent protein catabolic process; multicellular organism development.
AUGUAUGAUUUAAUCAACGAAUUCAAAUGUGUCGUAUGCUUUGACUACAUGAAACCGCCAAUUCAGAUGUGCGUUAACGGGCACAGCUACUGUAGAUCCUGCUUUCGGCGUAUGAACAAAUGUCCCGAGUGUCGAGGCAAGAGGGGCCAUUUCAGGAACUUGCAGCUAGAAAAUAUCUUCGGUAAACUCGUUUUCCCCUGUCAAAACGAAGACAACGGUUGCGACUUCGUUGCCAAGGGAUUGGAGGUGAUGGCACACGAGGGCAAGUGUAUUUACGGACAUCUGUCAUGUCCGUUUGCUAAUUAUGGGUGCCCGUGGUCAGGACUAUACAGCAGAAUGGAGGACCAUUUAAGGGACGCGCAUAAUCUCAUGAAUGAUAUUCCUGACGUUUGUGAUUUGGAGGGCUUCAACGAAGGAGCCAAUUGUUGGCGACAGGUGCUGAAGUUCGACGGUCUCCUUUUCAUACUUUGCGUAAUAAAAGAAGAAGAGAGUUUUUGGUUUGGGCUUUACUCGAUCAUCAACACUGAUGUGAUGUACAGUUAUGAGGUGACAUUCGUGGAUUUUAAGGAGAAUAAGACGGCCACUUUUAACGGUAAUUGCUCAACUCACAAAAAAUACGCCACUAAAGAAUUAAACAUGCACAAUAUGCAGAACGCGCCUGUGUCGCUGAUCGAGAGAUUCAGGAAGGGUGACAGUGUCAAAUAUUUGGUUAAAAUCUUUCGAAGCCCUCGUCAAACCGAUGAUUUAAGUGUUCAAAAGAUACCUCAUGUCAAUAACUGUAAUUAUAUUAAAAAUAAACCGUUGAAAACGUAA